Messenger RNA from Molossus molossus (Pallas's mastiff bat), 2855 nucleotides. It is a transcript of the gene PDE6B, whose product is annotated as phosphodiesterase 6B. Bases 115 to 2730 code for a protein of 871 amino acids. Gene Ontology annotation, molecular function: protein binding; 3',5'-cyclic-nucleotide phosphodiesterase activity. Lineage: Eukaryota; Metazoa; Chordata; Mammalia; Chiroptera; Molossidae. Gene Ontology annotation, cellular component: photoreceptor outer segment membrane. Gene Ontology annotation, biological process: retina development in camera-type eye; signal transduction. The record is from RefSeq and is a predicted model, not a curated record. The transcript is spliced from 22 exons.
GUCCAGGAUCUAAGGCGAGGGGGGCGGGCGCGGGUGAGUCAGCUGGUGUCCUCCCAGGACUCUAAUCGUCACUAAGAAAGGCUUUGCUGAUGACAGUGUUUGUGGGGAGUCCGUAUGCCUGGGGACAGGCCACUCGUCCAGGACAGGCCGCUGGACACCAUGAGCCUCAGCGAGGAACAGGUGAAGCAAUACCUGGACCAGAACCCUGGCUUUGCGGACCAGUACUUCGGGAGGAAGCUGAGCCCCGAGAAGGUGGCCCAGGCCUGGGAGGACGGGCUCCCGGCCGAGGCCGCCAGCUUCCGGGAGCUGUGCCAGGUGGAGGAGGGCGUGGCGCUGUUCGAGCUGGUGCGGGACAUGCAGGAGAACGUGAACAUGGAGCGCGUGCUGUUCAAGAUCCUGCGCCGCCUCGGCCCCCUGCUGCGCGCCGACUGCUGCAGCCUCUUCAUGCACCGCCAGCGCAACGGCGCAGCCGAGCUGGCCACGCGCCUCUUCAGCGUGCAGCCGGACAGCGCCCUGGAGGACUGCCUGGUGCCGCCCGACUCCGAGAUCGUCUUCCCGCUGGACAUCGGGGUGGUGGGCCACGUGGCCCAGACCAAGAAGACGGUGAACGUCAAGGACGUGACCGAGAAUGCCCACUUCAGCUCCUUUGCUGACGAGCUGACCGGCUACGUGACGAGGAACAUCCUGGCCACGCCCGUCAUGAACGGCAAGGACGUGGUGGCCGUGGUCAUGGCCGUGAACAAGCUGGACGGCCCGUGCUUCACCAGCGAAGACGAGGACGUUUUCCUGAAGUACCUGAACUUCGGCACAUUGAACCUGAAGAUCUACCACCUGAGCUACCUGCACAGCUGCGAGACUCGCCGCGGCCAGGUGCUGCUGUGGUCGGCCAACAAGGUGUUCGAGGAGCUCACAGACAUCGAGAGGCAGUUUCACAAGGCCUUCUACACGGUGCGGGCCUAUCUGAACUGUGACCGGUACUCGGUGGGCCUCCUGGACAUGACCAAGGAGAAGGAAUUCUUUGAUGUGUGGCCUGUUCUGAUGGGAGAAGCCCAGCCGUACUCGGGCCCACGCACGCCCGACGGCCGCGAAGUUCUCUUCUACAAGGUCAUCGACUACAUUCUUCACGGCAAGGAGGACAUCAAGGUCAUCCCCACACCUCCGGCCGACCACUGGGCCCUGGCCAGCGGCCUCCCAACCUACGUGGCAGAAAGCGGCUUUAUCUGUAACAUCAUGAACGCCCCUGCAGACGAAAUGUUCCAAUUCCAGAAAGGCCCCCUGGAUGACUCUGGGUGGGUCAUCAAGAAUGUCCUGUCCAUGCCCAUCGUCAACAAAAAGGAGGAGAUUGUGGGGGUCGCCACGUUUUACAACAGGAAAGACGGGAAGCCUUUCGAUGAGCAGGACGAAGUCCUCAUGGAGUCCCUCACGCAGUUCCUGGGCUGGUCGGUGCUGAACACCGACACCCACGACAAGAUGAACAAGCUGGAGAACCGCAAGGACAUCGCCCAGGACAUGGUGCUGUACCAUGUGAGAUGCGACAAGGAAGAGAUCCAACUGAUCCUGCCCACGCGAGAACACCUGGGGAAGGAGCCCGCUGACUGUGAGGAGGAGGAGCUGAGGGGAAUCUUGAAGGAAGUGCUGCCAGGGCCCACCAAGUUCGACAUCUACGAGUUCCACUUCUCUGACCUGGAGUGCACGGAGCUCGAGCUGGUCAAGUGCGGCAUCCAGAUGUACUACGAGCUGGGCGUGGUCAGGAAGUUCCAGGUGCCCCAGGAGGUCCUGGUGCGGUUCCUGUUCUCCGUGAGCAAAGGGUACCGGAGGAUCACCUACCACAACUGGCGCCACGGCUUCAACGUGGCCCAGACGAUGUUCACGCUGCUCACGACGGGGAAGCUGAAGAGCUACUACACGGACCUGGAGGCCUUCGCCAUGGUGACGGCCGGCCUGUGCCACGACAUCGACCACAGGGGCACCAACAACCUGUACCAGAUGAAGUCCCAGAACCCCUUAGCCAAACUGCACGGCUCCUCGAUUCUGGAGCGACACCACCUGGAGUUCGGGAAGUUCCUGCUGGCGGAGGAGAGCCUCAACAUCUACCAGAACCUGAACCGGCGGCAGCACGAGCACGUGAUCCGCCUCAUGGACAUCGCCAUCAUCGCCACGGACCUGGCGCUGUACUUCAAGAAGAGGACAAUGUUCCAGAAGAUUGUGGACGAGUCUAAGAACUACACGGACAGGAAGAGCUGGGUGGAGUACCUGUCCCUGGACACAACACGGAAGGAGAUAGUCAUGGCCAUGAUGAUGACGGCCUGCGACCUGUCUGCCAUCACCAAGCCCUGGGAAGUCCAGAGCAAGGUCGCUCUGCUGGUGGCAGCUGAGUUCUGGGAGCAAGGUGACUUGGAAAGGACAGUUCUGGAUCAGCAGCCUAUUCCAAUGAUGGACCGAAACAAAGCAGCAGAGCUCCCCAAACUGCAGGUUGGCUUCAUCGACUUCGUGUGCACCUUUGUGUACAAGGAGUUUUCCCGCUUCCACGAGGAGAUCUUGCCCAUGUUAGAGCGACUGCAGAACAACAGGAAGGAGUGGAAGGCCCUGGCCGACGAGUACGAGGAGAAGGUGAAGGCCCUGGAGGAGGAGAAGAAGAAGCAGGAGGAGAGGACAGCAGCCAAGAAAGUGGGCACAGAAAUUUGCAAUGGUGGCCCAGCACCCCAGUCCUCAACCUGCUGCAUCCUGUGAGCCAUUCUGUGGGGUCUGAUGGCACCCCCAUCCUGCACACCCACUGGGACUCUGCUUCUAGCCACUUGGUACAAGAGGUUAGGAAGCCUAAGAAAAUGACUGAAGACAAUUUUGGAUACUUUGAA